This is a messenger RNA of Pseudophryne corroboree (corroboree frog), 2432 nucleotides long. It is a transcript of the gene UROC1, whose product is annotated as urocanate hydratase 1. Gene Ontology annotation, molecular function: urocanate hydratase activity. The record is from RefSeq and is a predicted model, not a curated record. The transcript has 20 exons. Lineage: Eukaryota; Metazoa; Chordata; Amphibia; Anura; Myobatrachidae. The coding region runs from base 121 to 2157 and encodes 678 amino acids. Gene Ontology annotation, biological process: L-histidine catabolic process.
CACAUUAAUUUGGGUAAAUGUGCUGGCCAAUGGGGUCGCAGGAUAACAGUGGGCGGGUCUCCUCUACCUGGUAGUCAGCCGGUGUGUCCUGUGAGUUUAGCUGAUUGGUAUCCACACCUCAUGAUGAUCAGCCUGCAGGAGCUCUGUGCUGGGCUUCCAUUGCACCCUCUACCCCAGAGCAAGGAGAGGGACGAAGGGGUCCCCCAUGCACCUAUCCGGGUACCCCAACUCUCUCCGCAGGAGGAGAAGCUGGCUCUGGAGAACGCUUUGCGGUACUUUCCACCUGAGCACCACAAAACGCUGGCUCCGGAAUUUGCUGCGGAGCUGAGACGUUAUGGGCACAUAUAUAUGUACCGGUUCUGCCCCAACAUCCACAUCAGGGCGUACCCAAUCGCAGAAUAUCCAUGCAGAACCAAGAAGGCCGCCGCCGUAAUGCACAUGAUCAUGAAUAACCUGGAUCCGGCUGUGGCUCAGUUUCCCCAGGAGCUGGUGACGUAUGGCGGGAACGGGCAGGUGUUCAGUAACUGGGCCCAGUUCUGGCUGGUGAUGCACUAUCUGUCUGAGAUGACUGAACAUCAGACCUUGGUGAUGUACAGUGGGCAUCCGCUUGGCCUCUUUCCCAGUCACCCUGGAGCUCCACGAGUGGUAAUCACCAAUGGAAUGGUCAUUCCCAACUACUCCUCUAGGAAAGAUUAUGAGAAGAUGUUUGCAUUAGGAGUGACAAUGUACGGACAGAUGACUGCUGGAAGCUACUGCUACAUUGGCCCGCAGGGCAUCGUACAUGGCACCGUGCUGACGGUAUUAAAUGCAGGAAGGCGCUAUCUUGGGUUAGAGAAUCUUGCCGGAAAGGUGUUUGUGACCUCUGGUCUUGGAGGCAUGAGUGGGGCACAAGCGAAGGCGGCUGUUAUCGUCGGCUGCGUGGGGGUCAUUGCUGAGGUUGAUGAGAACGCCCUGUUGAAGAGAUACAAGCAGGGCUGGUUGAUGGAGAUUGCCAAGUCUUUGGACGAGUGUAUACACCGGAUUCGAAAAGCGCGGAAGGGUAAAGAAACGCUCAGCCUGGGAUACCAUGGGAAUAUCGUGGACCUCUGGCAAAGGCUGGUGGAGGAGUAUGAUAGAACUGGGGAGUUGCUGGUAGACCUGGGAUCUGACCAAACGUCCUGCCACAACCCCUUCAGUGGCGGAUAUUACCCGGUGCAGCUGUCCUUCCAUGAAGCCAACCAACUACUCAGCAGUGACCCUCAGACGUUUCGCCAACAUGUGCACGAAAGUUUACGGCGGCAGAUUUCUGCAAUCAACAGACUGUCUGAGAAGGGCAUGUUUUUCUGGGACUACGGCAAUGCCUUCCUGCUGGAGGCGCAGAGAGCAGGUGCUGAUGUAGAGAGGAGGGGAGAACGCGGCAUGGAGUUCAGAUACCCAUCCUACGUUCAGCAUAUAAUGGGAGACAUCUUCUCGCUGGGUUUCGGGCCGUUCCGCUGGAUUUGCACCUCUGCAGAUCCGUCUGACCUGGCGGCCACUGAUCGCAUAACAGCGGAUGUUCUGGAGGACAUUAUUGCACAAGGAGUCAGUGAUCCGGUGAGGAAGCAGUACACCGAUAACAUUCGAUGGAUCCGAGAAGCUGGGAAACAUGAAAUGGUUGUCGGCUCUCAAGCAAGAAUUCUGUACUCAGACCAGAAAGGGAGACUGGCCAUCGCUGUAGCCAUAAAUGGUGCUGUGGCUUCUGGGCAAGUUAAGGCUCCGGUGGUAAUUAGCCGGGAUCAUCAUGAUGUGAGUGGGACGGAUAGCCCCUAUAGAGAGACUUCCAAUAUAUACGAUGGCUCCUCCUUUUGCGCAGAUAUGGCUGUACAGAACUUUGUAGGAGAUGCUUUCCGAGGAGCGACCUGGGUAGCGCUGCAUAACGGGGGUGGUGUUGGAUGGGGCGAAGUUAUCAAUGGAGGCUUUGGCCUGGUUCUGGAUGGCUCCUCAGAGGCGGAACAAAAUGCUAAGUCUGUGCUGAGCUGGGAUGUGUCCAAUGGGGUGGCCAGGCGCUGUUGGUCGGGAAACAGCAACGCAUAUGACGCAAUCAUCCGCACAAUGGAGGAAAAUCGCAGCCUGAGAGUAACCCUUCCUCACGCAGUCAAGGACAAGUCUGUACUGGAGGAGGCACUCGGCCAGAAGUGACGCCUGCACUCUCUCAUUCCACAAUCCUGUGAUACCCCAGUAAUUGGGGGGAAAACACCCGUUAUCUGAGAUUUAUACAGAUCUCCUGAUGCUCGUAACUGCAUUUUAUUGUGUCAUCUGUCAUUACGUUCCAUAUGCCUCUUCUGUCCACGAGGCUACUCUAUCUGACGGCGUUCCUUAGGCCGUAUUCUUAUGAUUGAAAAUUAAUCUGCCAAUCCCUCUGUUUUACAGGACACUAUAAUGCAUUAAAUAAUCCAUAACUGGUAUAUACAGUA